Peromyscus maniculatus bairdii (prairie deer mouse) is the source of this 3424-nucleotide messenger RNA. RefSeq names its product PBX homeobox interacting protein 1 (gene Pbxip1). The record is from RefSeq and is a predicted model, not a curated record. Gene Ontology annotation, cellular component: membrane. NCBI's taxonomy places the organism in Eukaryota, Metazoa, Chordata, Mammalia, Rodentia, Cricetidae.
CAGGCUGUAAACAGCCAGGGAUAAACCGGGACUUCUGCUCGAGCGGCUGCCACUUCCUUCCUUGCUGCCGGCCACCUGUUAACAGUCACACCCAGCAGCUGGGGAUGGGACGUGUGUCAGGACAGCAGAGGGAGGGGCUGAGGACGGAAGGCCGAACAAGAAUGGCCGUGUGGCUGUCCCCAGAGGAAGGGGGGCGUGGGGACGUUGGUUUUUCGGACCUGGUAUAGGGAAGUCAUUGCAAUCAUUCUGUCUCCCUGUGGGAUGGGUGCUAGUGUCUAGGAGACACCAUCAGAUGUCCUUUACCUGUCUUGGACUUGAAUCUUGACUGGCAAGAGCCGCGGGGCUUUUUAAGGUGGCCACUCUGCCAACCCUGGACCACUACCACGAUGACUUCUUCCUGCCCAGACUCAGAUAAUACCUGGGUGCUUGCUGGCUCUGAGAACCUACCUGUGGAGACUCUGGGCCCAGAACCCAGGAUGGACCCAGAAUCUGAGGGAGCCUCCCAGGCCCUUUCGGACCCCUCCAAGGCAGAGGACGAAGAACUAGCUGGGACCUUAAAUGAAGAAGUCACAGGGAUGCUUUCCCAAACGGAAGGUUCCCAGAAUGCAAGUGCUACUGUGCCCGAGGAGACCGGGGUCAAGGGCACGCUGGGAUGUGAUGGUCAUGGGAUGGAGCCUCCCGGAGACACACCCAGCCAGGAAGAUUUGCAGGCGACCCCUGGGGCGACAAGCCGGAGACCAGACACACAGGACCUGGAGAGUGAGAGCCCUCCACAGAGCCUGCCCUCCAGUCCCAGAGCAGUUUGGAAAGACCGCCACUGCUCCAGCAGUGAUGAAGACACCGACGUGGAUGUAGAGGGUCUGCGGAGACGGAGGGGCCGGGAGCCCGGCCCACCCCAACCCGUGAUACCUGUGGACGUGGAGGACCAGGCCAAGGGCGAGGGUGCAGGAGGCGAGCUGGGCAUCUCCCUCAACAUGUGUCUCCUGGGGACCCUGGUUCUUCUGGGCCUGGGCAUCCUCCUGUUCUCUGGUACGCUUUUGGAGCCUGAGACUGGGCCCAUGGAGGAAGCAGAGCUGCAGGUCUUUCCCGAUACUGAGCCAGAGACUGAGUUGGUGCAUACUGUAGGGAACAGGCAGGAUGAGCUAGAGCAGCGGCAGGCCUCGGUACCACCGGACAGUAGCCCCAGCCUGCAGAGCAUGGGGCUUCUGCUGGACAAGCUGGCCAAGGAGAACCAGGAUAUCCGGCUGCUGCAGGCCCAGCUGCAGGCUCAGAAAGAAGAGCUUCAGAGCCUGCUGCACCAGCCCCAAGGGCUGGAGGAGGAGAAUGCCCGGCUCCGGGAGGCCCUGCAGCAGGGCAAGACCUCCCACCAGGUCCUAGAGUCAGAACUGCAGCAGCUAAGGGCCCGACUCCAAGGCCUAGAGGCUAACUGUGUCCGGGGCGUCGACGGUGUGUGUCUCAGCUGGGGUGGAGGCCCAGGUGACAGAGCCCCCAAGGGACAGGAGCCAGACCCCAGCUUAUCAGAGCAGCAGAAGCGGCUGGAGGCUGAGGCCCAGGCCCUGAGGCAGGAGCUGCAGAGGCAGUGGCGGCUGCUGGGGUCUGUGCAUCGUGACCUGCAGAGGGGCUUGCAGAACGCUGGCCGAGGAGCCCCAGCUCGUGCUGGCCUGGCCGAACUUGGCCACAUGCUGGCCCAGACUUUGCAGGGCCUGGAGGACUGGGGUCGGGACACGGGCGUUCCUGCCAACGACUCGGGGGCCUGGUACCAGAAGAAGCCCCACUUCCAGAAUUCCAGGGAGCGGAGUAGAAGGGAGAUGUGGCAUGGUGGGCCGAGGGACCAGAAGGCUGAGCACUGGAAGCAUAGGAAGGAGGAAGCCGGCCGGGAGAGGAGGAAGAGCUGGAGGGAUGAGGACGGGGAACCAGCCGCGGGGUGGAAGGAGGCGGAGAAGCCGAGGGUAGAAGACCUGGGGAACAGAAAAGACGGCAAGCGGCAGGACCCCAAGGCACACCCUACGAAGAGUGGGAACACCCACUCUGGAGAAAGGCAGAAGCGAUCUUGGGGGAAAGACAGCGGCCCUGACCCCCUGUCCUCCUGGGAGGAGCUGCUGAGGCGCAGGUACAGGCCCCCUCAGGGCUGCUCAGGGGUAGCCGACUGUGCCCGGCAGGAGGGCCUGGCCUUCUUUGGCACAGAGCUGGCCCCCGUGAGGCAGCAGGAGCUGGCCUCUGUGCUGAGAGCCUACUUGGCGAGGCUGCCCUGGGCUGGGCCACUGACCAAAGUGCUGCCCCUCUCACCCGCCUACUUUGGAGAAGAUGGCCUCUUCAGGCAUGACCGCCUUCGCUUCCGGGACUUUGUGGAUGCCCUGGAGGACAGCCUGGAGGAAGUGGCAAUAAAACAGAUGGGUGAUGACGACGAAGUGGAUGACUUUGAGGAUUUCAUCUUCAGCCACUUCUUUGGAGACAAGGCGCUGAAGAAGAGGUCAAAGAAGAAGGAGAAGCACUCCUGGAACCCCAGAGUUGUGGGGCCCAGGGAAGAACAUGGCCGCCAUUCCCACCACCAUGGCUGAGCCCCGCUCCUGCCGCAGCAGGGGGGCCUUGGCAAGCACCCAGCGCAAGGUCCCUGGAAUUGACUCUAGAAGCUUUGUUCCCACAGUCCAGUGGGUCCCUCUUGGCUCUUUAGUGCCCUUGAAUGUCCUUCACGGAAGACAGCACAGCACUUGACCCUGCACUGGGACCGCUUUGGCUACAAAAAGACCGGAGUGGGUUCUGCUGAACUGUCUAUGCAAAUACAUGCAAACGCUAAAGGUCCUGGGGACUGAGUGUGUAGGGGCCUGCCGGGGGAGCCUGCCUGCCGGGGGAGCCUGCCUGCCGGGGGAGCCUGCCUGCCGGGGGAGCCUGCCUGCCGGGGGAGCCUGCCGGGGCUAUUCUGAAGCCAGAGAGCUAGCUGUUCUCCUGUGUUUGCGGCAGCCCCCAGGACCACAACAGAGCCCGCAAGCCUGCACUGGAGCUGCUGGUUGGAGACUUAGCCCCAGACUUGCCCCGGGGUUUUGUUAGCUUUGGAGGCAGCUGUUCCCCAAGCGUGAAGUGUUCUUCUUACCCUGCUUCUCUUGGGGCUUUCGCCUCCCUGCCUGCGCUGCCGCUGGAGGUGGUCUGUCAGUGCAGGGGACAGCGUGCAGUGGCCACUCCGGUGGAUGGGCACAACCUAGACCCCACUCUCAGCCCUCCCGCCCUACAGCCCCUCCCCACGCCUAGCCUUGAGCCCAGCCACCAACUGUCACUGUUGCCCCGACUGAACCCCUGUGGAACCCUGGGCUCCCAUCCAGGCUGGGUAGCCUCAGGCCAGGUCAUUGCGGUAUUCUUAUCCUCGGAAAGAGGGCUGAGGAGCAGAGUAAAUAAAGCUCGGAAGCAAGCGCCCUGCUUCUUCCACACACGA